AAGGCGGGGUCGGACGGGGGAGGGGAGGGCCGUGCUGCUCGUCGCUCCUCCUCCUCCACCCGCUCUGCCCCUCCUGGACCUUGUGGGCCGGGCAGCCAUUUUGGGAAGAGCUUUGUUAUGGUUGUAGACUAAACGCCUCUGCCGGGUCGACAAGCUGGGGACGCGUCCUCAGACGCCGCGUCUAGUCCCUGGCCGUGGCUCCGCCGCUGCCCGAGUGAUAGAUUCGUGUGGCCUUUCAAAUGAUUGUGAAAUGGUGGAAAUGGAUCCAAAAUAAUAAGUGACUUCUCUACCAAAGCAGUAGAAGAUUCUCCAUAUCUCCUUCCAGUGGCUUAAUUCAGAUUUUGGGAAGGAGCAGAACAAGUGAAACACAGAAAACCGAAGAAGAAAUCCUCAUUUUGGAACUAUAUCUCUCCUUGACUAUUUCUUAAUACCCAUCCCACCCAUCUUUCUAAUGUUUUAACUUUGCUCUGAAUAUAUAAAUAGUAAAGGCCAAAGACAUAGAAUAUACAUUUAGAAGCUUUAUACCAAGAAAUUUGCCUUGAAAGCUGCUGUUUGUGGAGGGAAAAGUGUAUAGCAAAUUCCUGUCUGAUAUAUUUUUAUUUUUAUUUUUUUUAACAAAGACAAGAUUUAUGUCCCUAGAUUUUGAAGGUUAAGGCAAAUAUAAAUACAUAUCUGCACACUAUUUUUUAGCAGUUGCGUGAGUAAGAAUAAUGAGAUUUGUAUUUUAAGGACUUUGUCAUGUGGAUGUUUUGGAGUUGACUGCUCAGAUCUUUUAUAGGGCCUUAGUAUUUUUGAUCUAUCACCUUGAUGACAUUACUUUUCCACACUUGAGCCCAUCUGUCUUUCUAGCUAUGACCUUGUUAUGAACAGUGUUUGCACUCGGUGCAGAUAUCCAUGUCUUACCUAAUUAAGCAACAUCAUAGUGCCAUAACUCAAGGAAGUUGAAUGAGGUGAACAUAGAUACAGCUCUUUCCCCUUCCCCCCUUUUUUAAAUGUAACAAAUACUUUUUAUAUUCCCCUUCCCCCCUUCCCCUUUUCCCCUUUCCCCUUUUGGAAACGUGUCGGGAACCAAAUAGUUUAAGAUGAGCAGUUGAGGGGACUGAGAGAGUGAUCCACACAGAACCUGGCUUCUUUGUGCUUCAUCAUAAGUCGUGCUGCCGGCCAGGUUACUUAAGCACCCUUUUAACAGGAAAACCUCGUGGGAGAUCCAGCUGGCCAACUCGAGUUCAGAAACAGGACCACAGAGGUUACACUCUGGGAUCCUGGCCAUGAGGUUGGAUGCCUCACCUUGCUGAAAGGAGACACUGGACCUAAAUGGCGCAGCAUGAUUUUGUUCCUGCUUGGCUAAAUUUCUCAACACCACAGUCAGCUAAGUCACCUACUGCCACCUUUGAAAAACACGGAGAGCACCUACCCAAAGGAGAAGGUAGAUUUGGAGUAAGCCGCCGUCGACAUAAUUCCUCUGAUGGUUUUUUUAACAAUGGUCUCCUACGAACUGCAGGAGAUUCUUGGCACCAGCCCUCCCUGUUCCGCCAUGAUUCUGUGGACUCUGGUGUCUCUAAGGGAGCAUAUGCUGGAAUCACAGGGAACCCAUCUGGUUGGCAUAGCUCCUCCCGAGGUCAUGAUGGCAUGAGCCAGCGUAGCGGAGGUGGCACAGGGAACCAUCGCCACUGGAAUGGCAGCUUCCACUCCCGAAAAGGGUGUGCUUUUCCGGAAAAGCCACCUAUGGAGAUUAGGGAAGAAAAGAAAGAAGACAAGGUGGAAAAGUUGCAGUUUGAAGAGGAGGACUUUCCCUCCUUGAAUCCAGAAGCUGGCAAACAGAAUCAGCCAUGCAGACCUAUUGGGACACCUUCUGGAGUAUGGGAAAACCCACCUAGUGCCAAGCAACCCUCCAAGAUGCUAGUUAUCAAAAAAAUUUCCAAAGAGGAUCCUGCUGCUGCCUUCUCUGCUGCAUUCACCUCACCAGGAUCUCACCAUGCAAAUGGGAACAAACUGUCAUCCAUGGUUCCAAGUGUCUAUAAGAACCUGGUUCCUAAGCCUGUACCACCUCCUUCUAAGCCUAAUGCAUGGAAAGCUAACAGGAUGGAGCACAAGUCAGGAUCCCUUUCCUCUAGCCGGGAGUCCGCUUUUACCAGUCCAAUCUCUGUUACCAAACCAGUGGUACUGGCUAGUGGUGCAGCUCUGAGUUCUCCCAAAGAGAGUCCCUCCAGCACCACCCCUCCAAUUGAGAUCAGCUCCUCUCGUCUGACCAAGUUGACCCGCCGAACCACCGACAGGAAGAGUGAGUUCCUGAAAACUCUGAAGGAUGACCGGAAUGGAGACUUCUCAGAGAACAGAGACUGUGAUAAGCUAGAAGAUUUGGAGGACAACAGCACACCUGAACCAAAGGAAAAUGGGGAGGAAGGCUGUCAUCAGAAUGGUCUUGCCCUCCCUGUAGUGGAAGAAGGGGAGGUUCUCUCACACUCUCUAGAAGCAGAGCACAGGUUAUUGAAAGCAAUGGGAUGGCAAGAAUAUCCUGAAAACGAUGAGAAUUGCCUUCCCCUCACAGAGGAUGAGCUCAAAGAGUUCCACAUGAAGACAGAGCAGCUGAGAAGAAAUGGCUUUGGAAAGAAUGGCUUCUUGCAGAGCCGCAGUUCCAGCCUGUUCUCCCCUUGGAGAAGCACUUGCAGAGCAGAGUUUGAGGACUCAGACACCGAAACCAGUAGCAGUGAAACAUCAGAUGACGAUGCCUGGAAGUAGGCAUAUAAAUGCUCACAGUUAAAUCUGACCCAGUAAACUCUGUCUGUUUAGGGAGUAUACAAAAGAAAUCGUUCUUUUCCUUUUCUUAUGUUGUUGAAUACUUCAUUCACAAGGGAAAUAAUCGUAUCCCAAAGAGAGAGCGAUUGGCUUGUUUCGCUUUUGUUGUUGUUCUUCCCUGUUAUCUGCUUAAUAGAGAGAGGUUUGUGUGGUGGGACAGAUUUUUUAAACACACACACACACACACACACACACACACACACACCCAGUAUAUAUGGGUCGAUGCACAAGUAGGAGCUGGCAGUGCAGGGAAGAGGAGAUACCGGUCUGCAGCAACAGCUUCUACUACCAGCCCUUAGGGCACUCACCCCUGUGCUCAAGCAAUCAUUGUCAAUGACAAAGUGACUAUUGAAGUUAUAAUUGUAUUAAAUUAAUGCUAAUAAUUUGGAUAUUUUAUUUUAUUUUUGGCUGCUCGGGUAACUUUCGCCCUUAACCAAGCAUACGUGGUUUUUUUGGUUGUUUUUUUGUUUUGUUUUGUUUUCUUUUCUUUUCUUUUUCCUUUUUGGGUACAGCUGUAAAAUAUUUGGAUAUAGGAAAUGUUGUGUUAUCUUGCAGCCUUGAUAUUCAGGGUGGAUUGUAAAAUAUAAAUUUUUGUGAGAUUUCAAAGAUUAAGAUUAUUUUGAUAACAUUAUUUACAGAUUUAAAAGAUGUGGUUAUCACAAGUCUCGAGGGGGAAACUACUGCAUAAAAUAACUAACUUGGAAUAAAUAUUUUGCAUCAGUUUGGAUUGUCUUGUGUAAGAAGUAUAUUUUCUUUAAAAUUAAAUGAGUGGAUUCUUUUUUAGGGGAAAUAUUUUUAGAAGUCGGGGGAAAUGUGAAUUCAGAUAAAACUGUUCCCUUUUUAGCAGAUACUUUUUUGAUGCAGAAAAACCUGUGCAAUAAAUUACCACUAAUAAAGUCA
Molecule: messenger RNA, 3696 nt
Organism: Rhinopithecus roxellana (golden snub-nosed monkey)
Lineage: Eukaryota; Metazoa; Chordata; Mammalia; Primates; Cercopithecidae
Gene: GPBP1L1
Product: GC-rich promoter binding protein 1 like 1
Exons: 12
Coding region: 1315-2739 (474 amino acids)
Biological process (GO): positive regulation of DNA-templated transcription; DNA-templated transcription
Cellular component (GO): nucleus
Molecular function (GO): RNA binding; DNA binding
Source: RefSeq, a predicted model, not a curated record